This is a messenger RNA of Hansenula ciferrii, 1554 nucleotides long. Its product is annotated as Acyl-coenzyme A thioesterase 9. The transcript has a single exon. Gene Ontology annotation, cellular component: mitochondrion. NCBI's taxonomy places the organism in Eukaryota, Fungi, Ascomycota, Saccharomycetes, Phaffomycetales, Wickerhamomycetaceae. Bases 1 to 1554 code for a protein of 517 amino acids. Gene Ontology annotation, biological process: acyl-CoA metabolic process. Gene Ontology annotation, molecular function: fatty acyl-CoA hydrolase activity. The record is from RefSeq and is a predicted model, not a curated record.
AUGCUUAAAUAUUCUAAAGCUUUAAGAGUAACAGGUGGCUCUCUAAGAGCUGCUUGUCGUUUCCAAUCCACCAAAUCUCCUGCUAACUUAGAAGCUGGUUCAAAUGAUGCCAGUGCCGCUGAAGAUGCUAGUACCACUAUCUUAGCUGAUAAAAGAGAUGCCAGUACAGUCAUUUCUGCUUUUGAAGAUUCAUCAAGAGCUGCUACUUGGUUAACUGCAUUAGCUGAAAGAAAACGUCAAUUAGCACAAGGGAAAGUUAUUGAUUCAUUUGCUUAUAAUACACCACAAGUUCCAGUUAUUUCAGAUAAAACAAGAUCAGAAUCAUUCAGUUAUUUAACAUUAAAUUUCAAAGAAGAUCUUUGGUUAGCUGAUUUCUAUGUUAAUGCAGCAGGUAGAUUACGUAUGGGUCAAAUUUUCCAAGAUCUUGAUGCUUUAGCUGGUAGAAUCAGUUAUAGAUUCGUUAGCCCUGCUGCUCCAAUCAUUGUUACUGCACAAGUUAGUCGUAUCUAUAUGUUGAAAAGAAUUAAUGAAAUUGCUGAUAAAAACUUUAUUUUAUCAGGUUCAGUUGUUUGGACUGGUAGAUCAUCAAUGGAAAUUUUAAUUAAAGCUUCCACUACAAAUGAAUCAGUUAAAAAAAACUUAAAAGAAGAAGAUAUUAAAGAAGAAGAUGUUUUCUUAACUGCUUCAUUCACUUUCGUUGCAAGAAAUCCAGAAACUCAUAAAUCAUUCCCAAUUAACAGAUUAUUACCAAUUUCUGAAAAUGAAUGGAUUGAUUAUAGAAGAGCUGAAUCUCAAAAUGCUGCUAAAAAAUUAGCUAAAAAUAAAGACUCAUUAGAUAAACAACCUCCAACUUCUGAAGAAUCUCAAUUAAUCCAUAAAAUGUUUUUAGCUUCAAAAGAAUUAGCCAAAUAUAAUGAAUUACCAAAAAAUGUUUCCUUGAUGAAAGAUACUAAAACUCAAUCAACCUCAUUUAUGCAACCUCAAUAUAGAAACAGACAUUCUUAUAUGAUUUUUGGUGGUUAUUUGAUGAGACAGACCUUUGAAUUGGCUUAUUGUACUGCUGCUUCAUUCUCAUCAUCAUUCCCAAGAUUUGUUUCAUUAGAUACUACAACUUUUAAAGCCCCAGUCCCAGUCGGUUCAGUUCUUUUCAUGAAUUCAACUGUUGUUUACACUGAACAUAUUCAUCAACAAGAAUUUAAACCAUUAUCAAAAGAAUUAGCUGAAGGUUCAUUCUCAGAAGAAAGUUUCUUACAUUUUGAUGCUCGUCCAACUAAUGUUUUGAGUAAUGAUCCAAACAAUUUCUUAAACAGUCCAGGUACUUUAAUUCAAGUUAAAGUUGAUACAUCAGUUAAAGCUUUAAAUGAAAGCAAAGAAACACCAUCAGGUUCAUUUGUUUAUUCAUUCUUUGUUCCAACUGAAGCUGAAUCUGAUUCUAUCAAAAACCCAGGUUUCUCUUCUGUUAUCCCUGAAACUUACUCUGAAAUGAUUGAAUUCAUUGAAGGUAGAAGAAGAGCACAAGAAACUGCUCGUUAUGCUCAACAAAUUCAAAAUUGA